Messenger RNA from Aspergillus ibericus CBS 121593, 1786 nucleotides. Its product is annotated as NAD(P)-dependent alcohol dehydrogenase. Bases 280 to 1440 code for a protein of 386 amino acids. The transcript is spliced from 2 exons. The record is from RefSeq and is a predicted model, not a curated record. Gene Ontology annotation, biological process: D-sorbitol catabolic process. NCBI's taxonomy places the organism in Eukaryota, Fungi, Ascomycota, Eurotiomycetes, Eurotiales, Aspergillaceae. Gene Ontology annotation, molecular function: L-iditol 2-dehydrogenase (NAD+) activity; zinc ion binding.
ACAGCACUCAAUGAUCGACCAUCCAUGACCAGCCUGGGCCCGCUGUGUUGCUUUUUUCUUUUUGACAAAGCUCCUAUCGGUGGCGAAGGAAUCAGCUACUGCCAGCCUGUCACGUUGGAGCAUGAUCCCAGUGCCUAUCGCGGAGGGGUAAGUAGACCGCUGUUACGAAAGAGUACUUAAGCCUGGUAGAUCUCCUCCGCUUCCCAACUUCUCAUCCCUUGCGCUCUCUCUUUGUCCAUUCCGUCCUCCCCCUCCAAUCAUCCCCUUCACCCCCUCAUCAUGGCGACCGCAACUGUGCUCGAAAAGGCCAACAUUGGCGUCUUCACAAACACUAAGCAUGACUUGUGGGUUGCGGAAGCGAAGCCCACUCUUGAGGAGGUCAAGAGCGGCGAGGCAUUGAAGCCUGGCGAGGUUACCAUCGAAGUUCGCAGUACCGGAAUCUGCGGGUCCGAUGUUCACUUCUGGCAUGCAGGCUGCAUUGGGCCUAUGAUCGUCACAGGAGACCAUAUCCUGGGUCACGAGUCCGCCGGCCAAGUCGUGGCUGUUGCGCCCGAUGUCACCUCGCUGAAGCCCGGCGACCGUGUUGCCGUCGAGCCGAACAUCAUUUGCAACGCCUGUGAACCCUGCCUGACUGGUCGCUACAAUGGCUGUGAAAAAGUUCUCUUCCUUUCCACCCCUCCUGUCGACGGCCUGCUGCGUCGCUAUGUCAACCACCCGGCCAUCUGGUGCCACAAGAUUGGCGAUAUGAGUUAUGAAGAUGGUGCGCUCUUGGAACCUCUGAGUGUGUCACUGGCGGGUAUUGAGCGCAGUGGCCUUCGUCUGGGUGACCCAUGCCUGGUCACUGGCGCUGGCCCCAUUGGCCUCAUCACCCUGUUGAGUGCCCGUGCUGCUGGAGCUAGCCCCAUUGUCAUCACCGACAUCGACGAGGGUCGGUUGGAGUUCGCCAAGUCGCUGGUGCCUGACGUCCGCACCUACAAGGUGCAGAUCGGUCUCUCUGCCGAGCAGAACGCAGAGGGCAUCAUCAAUGUCUUCAACGAUGGAGAGGGCUCUGGUCCCGGCGCCUUGAGGCCUCGCAUCGCCAUGGAGUGCACUGGAGUGGAGAGCAGUGUUGCUUCUGCCAUUUGGAGUGUCAAGUUCGGCGGCAAGGUCUUCGUGAUCGGUGUGGGAAAGAACGAGAUGACCAUCCCGUUCAUGCGCCUAAGUACCUGGGAGAUUGACCUGCAGUAUCAGUACCGGUACUGCAACACCUGGCCUCGCGCGAUCCGUCUGGUGAAGAACGGUGUCAUUGACUUGAAGAAGCUUGUGACACACCGUUUUCCCUUGGAGGAUGCUAUCAAGGCCUUUGAGACGGCCGCCAACCCCAGGACUGGAGCCAUCAAGGUCCAGAUUAUGAGCUCGGAAGAGGAUGUCAAGGCUGCUUCUGCUGGUCAGAAGAUCUAACAGCCAUAUUGAUGAACAUGCCUUGGAUGUUUCGCUUGGUGGCUGGUCCUCUUUGAUGCCUUUCACGUUCAUGACAUAUUCUUUUUGGUUGGCUUUGAUGAUGGAUUUCAUGUAAUUUUUCUUUGGUCGUUUUUGGUUGCUUUGGCUAGAGAUCCUUGCUGUGGAGCAUAGAGAUUGACGUAGAAUUCCAUUCCCUGUCUUUUCGCAGUUGAUCCGGACGCCUUAAUCUGAUGUGUCGCAGAUAGUCCGUCUUGGGACGAUUGCUACACCGUGAAGCAUGAUGCGGGAAGCAUGAAGCCACAAGAAAGAAUAAUGCGGGACUGUAAGUUGACCGACCGAAUUUUGU